Cygnus olor (mute swan) is the source of this 4051-nucleotide messenger RNA. RefSeq names its product serpin B12-like. Lineage: Eukaryota; Metazoa; Chordata; Aves; Anseriformes; Anatidae. The transcript has 8 exons. Gene Ontology annotation, biological process: negative regulation of endopeptidase activity. The record is from RefSeq and is a predicted model, not a curated record. The coding region runs from base 2093 to 3343 and encodes 416 amino acids. Gene Ontology annotation, molecular function: serine-type endopeptidase inhibitor activity.
UUGAGCACAGAUUUUUAUUCUUUGAGGAUUUUUUUUCUUGAUUUCAUCUACCCUUAGCUUAAAACAAACUCUAAAGAGAGAACAGAGUGUGAAUAGCUGUAGAAAAGGACUGUUCUCCGUUUCAGAGCCAUGGAAGAAGUUUUAUCACCUUUACACACACCUUUCUGGUGUAUGGUUGUUUCUUCAGACAGAGGCUCUUUUCCUGGGUAGCUUCUUGUGACGUAUAACAGCGCCAGCAAUUUCCAUCUGCUGGACUAUGUUAACGCUAAUGAGCCAUCAUGCAAAGCAUCUCCCUUCAUCAGCUGUAAAGCAGCAGCCCUGCUUGCUGUCUCUGCACCAUCGCUAUUGUUCUGUGCAAACACUUUCUGCAGAAUGGCAGCUAUGAUUUUCCUGGAACGCUUCUUUUGAUCUUACAUUUUCUCUCCUUCCUACUCCAAGAGCUUUUCAGGGUAACAUUUCCAUCAGCUGUCCAACACUUAGGUGUUCUCCAAACUCCACUGUCCUCGUGGUAGCUCCAAAGCUCUCACUGACUGAAUGAUUACACAGACUAUUUGCACGGCUUAAUGAUGUAAAAGUGCACCCUCCCCAAAUUUACAUUAGGAAAGUUCUCUAGUAAGAAAGCACCUCCUCCAGCCCACACCCCAGCUCCCUCCACUGUUGUGUUGGCAACUAGUUCACAGCUCAAAGCUGUGCAGUUGGCUGUAACGUUUGUCCCUGGACAUCACUCUCAUGAUAGUCUGCUGCUCUUUCUAAACGAACAGACAGACACCUCUGUGUGCCAGAUACUUGCUUUUAAAACCUGUUUCCAGCUCUUAGGCUCUCCCUCUGUGCUUGGCAGUCAGUGCUCUCCCUGUGGGGUGGGGUGGAGGUGCCUCCCUCCUGCUGAGGAAGUUCAUUAACUCUUGUUGUCUUCUUGACUCCUCCUGAGGUCUGGACACACCUACAGUAUGCAUCAUGACCUACAUUCACAGUAAACAUUUUCACAGGUCCAUUUUAGAUCUUUCACUGGCUCUGAAGGUGGAGCAAUGCAGACUUAAACACCAAAGAAAUGCUGAGUUUUGUUUUCAGAAGGUUACAGGUAAUAGUUAAUGAAGGUGGAAGAAAAGAGAUAUUAUUGCUGCAAUGCCUUUUUCUUGUGGUAAGAUGACUAUGCUGUUAAAAGGAAAAUGAAAACAGCAUUUCAUCCAAGGCAACAAACAGCAGAGCUAGUGUUCUACAACAGCUGUUUUCAGACUUAAUGAGAUAUAACUCAUCCUUAAUUUUCUUGUUCAGAGUAUCUGUUUAGUGUUUCUCCUCUGUUUUGCCCAUUUGUAUUAGGUGUCUAUACAAAACACUUCUGGACUUCAGGGUAAACCAAAUGUCUCAGUAUGAAACGUGAACUUUUUAUUUCAACAUCACAGGUUCCUUCCACAGAGCACCAGUCAGAAACAUGGAGAAGUGUUUAUUAUCGCUGUGCUUUUCAAGCUAGGUAAAAGAAAGAAACAUCUGCAUUUGCUACACGUGGCACCUUCAACAUAUUCAGCAACUUGACUUUUCAGCUCUUCCAAGCCACCGCAGCAAUCCGUCUGAGGCUAAGCCUGUUUUCUUAGGGGCUGAGUUCAUUCCCAUUGUCUGGCACUUGCUGCGAGCUAAGAUGGUUUGCGCAGACAAUUGCUGCAACUCUGGUGAGCCACAGCGACUUGUUACACCCCGGUAACUUCUCCUAGUGCCUGAGCCCCGGCUUCUCAUGCAAAGUCUGUGUCUGGCUCAUGACUGAGGGAGAGUCAGCGUGCGGUCUGCAUCCUUGGCACAGGACUGAGAAGGAGCGCCUGCUGUGCCAUGGCUUUCUGCGGGCGGUGGGCACAAUCAGCUGGCUGUGCGCUCACCCACCUUUGCAGCUGAGAGGAGCUCUGGCAGCUUGCUGUGGACCCAGCCCCAGCUUGUCCCAAAGCAGGCUGAAAGCUAAAGCCAGCCAGGCCUGCGUUGUGGGAGACAUGAGGGCUUUCUCUCCAUACUCUGGCUGGGUAUUUUCCCCUAAAUAACGUAUCUUUCUGGAACACAGGCCACAACUACUUAUCUCUGCGUCUGCAAACAAUCAGCUGCUGGCUUCACAAUGAGCUCCAUUUCCAGACCAAUUACUGAGUUUUGCCUUGAUCUCUAUGAUAAAUUCAACAAAACAACAGAAGGCCAAAACAUCCUUUUCUCUCCAACAAGCAUCUCUAUCGCCCUUGCCCUGAUCCAUCUAGGGACAAGAAACAACACUGCCGCUCAGAUAGAAAAAGUGCUCCACUUCAGCAGUGCUGCGGGAAGAACGGGCCUUGGAUCUGAGCUUGAGAGUGCAGCCCCGGAAAACAAGCCAGAACGAAGCCAGGAAGGACGGUCUUCCCUCUCCUCCCAGUGUAACACAGAUGGGAAUCUUAACCACGAAGCAUUCCAUGCACUGCUUCUACAACUACAAAACCUUGGCAAAAGCUACGUGUUAAGCCUGGCCAGCAAUCUCUUUAUACAAGAAAAAUUCGAACUGAAGCAGAAAUAUCUAAUGUGCAGUAAGAAACUGUAUGGAGCAGAGCUGCAAACAGUGGACUUUCAAAGGGAUCUUGAAGCAGCCAUACUAAAAAUUAAUGCUUGGGUUGAAAAUAAGACACAAGGUAAAAUCAAGGAACUCUUUGCUUCUGGAAUGAUUGAUAUGAAUGCACUUCUGGUGCUGGUGAAUGUAAUCUACUUCAAAGCAUCCUGGGAACACAAGUUUGAGGGAAAAAAUACAGUUCAGAGAGAUUUUAAACUGAAUCAGAAUGAGAGCAAGCCUGUGCAGAUGAUGUAUCAGAAAGGUACGUUUAAAUUAGGUUAUAUCGAAGAGCUGGGAACUCAGGUGCUUGAACUGCCUUACGCUCAGAAGUUACUGAGCAUGAUCAUCCUGCUGCCAGGAGACAUGGCUGAUGGAUCUGCUGGUGGGCUGGAACAGAUUGAAAGCACAAUGACCUAUGAAAAUUUAAUGCUGUGGUCUUCUUCAGAGCAUAUGUUUGAGACAACAGUGGAGGUGUACCUCCCCCGUUUCAAGCUCGAAGGCACCUUUGACCUCAAUGAGGUAUUAAAAGCGAUGGGAAUGACUGACAUCUUCACUGAAAAAGCUGAUCUUUCUGCGUUGUCACCUGUGAAAUCUCUGGUGCUGUCAACUGUUGUCCAUAAGACGUAUGUGGAAGUCAAUGAGGAAGGCACCGUAGCAGCUGCUGCUACAGGAGCGGUCAUUGUGAGGAGGUCUCUUCCCCUCACAGAGGUGUUUAUGGCUGACCACCCUUUCUUAUUCUUUAUUAGGCACAAUCCCACCAAUACUAUUCUUUUCUUUGGUAAACUCUGCUCACCUUAAAAUCAGGGCCAUUUUCUAACAUUGCAAGAAACACCUGGAUGAAAAUCAGAAAUACUGUUUUUUCCCCAAUGUGUUCUUAAUCUUAUGACAGCUAGCUUGUAUUUCAAAGUAAUUACUGCAACCAGUUUAUCUUAGAACUGUCAAUUAGAUGCUCUACUGCUACUCUUAAUGAAUGGCAAAUAUUGAUCUGAAUCCAGAGUAAGAAUAAAUUUUCCCUUAACCUCACUGGAUAUCAAGAACAAUUUGUUCGCAUAUGUUCGCAAUAAGUCCGCAUAUGCUCCUGUAUAUGUUAGAGUUCUUCAGCACAGCCAUGUGGUGUAGUACAGCACCUGCCUGGCAAAGGUGGAAUUGGUAUGCUGCUCCCUGAGAAUUGUUUGUAAUGAUUAUCAGUAACUGCCAUUAAAAACAGAGUAGCUUUGCUCUAUAUUUUUUGAUUCCUGGCCUGGUGGGUCCUGGCAAGCAGAGAGGUGUUUUGGAGAUGCUUUUUCCUAUCUACACACUUUUUCGUUAUUUACACUGUGGUGAAUCCUUUGCACAGUGGAGAUCUCACCUUGAUAACUACCUUUCCACAACAGUUACAAACAAGUAAGAGAUACUUAUUUACAGCAAAUAUACGUAUUUACUGAUAACUGUACCACUUUCUCUCCUGUGAUGUAUGCUGGAUCUAUCUUUGUGCUAUUCUGUGCUAUAUAAAAUGAUAUGCUAGAA